CGCGGCGGGGCGAGGGGCUGGCUGAGGUUGGGUGCGGGAGGGGUCGGGGGUGGGGACGCGCGGGGGCCCACCCCCUCGCUGAGGGCCCGCGGCGGCCCCCAGCUGGCUCCCUCGGCCGCGGGGCCGGCCUCCUCCUCCGAGAGGCGCUCGGGCCGGGGGGACCACGCAGCGGCGCGCUGCGAGCUAGGGCGCGGGGCGGGGCCUCGGAGGCUCCCGCCCACCUGAGGUGCCGCCCCCAAAAGAAGCCCGCGCGGGCUGCAGCCUGGGAACGAGCCGCGCGCCCGCGAGCUCCUCCGCAGCGGCCCGCCCGGCGAGUCGCCCGCUGGAGGACUGGGCCCACGCGGAGCAGCGGGGCCGGGUGGGUGUAGGGUGGGGGUCGCGGGGCGCAGGGCUGGGGGGCCCCGGACGCCCCGCGCGGUCAUGGCGGCGCCCGGGGACCCGCGGCGGCCCUACCGGCUGGCUCAGGAGGGCCGGCUGUGCGCCCUCCGGGAGGAGCUGCGGGGAGCCGGGCGCGCGAGCUGCCCGGGGCCCGCCGGGGACACCCUGCUGCACUGCGCCGCCCGCCACGGCCAUCGGGACGUGCUGGCCUACCUGGUGGAGUCCUGGGACAUGGACAUCGAGGCCGCCAACCGGGACUACAAGCGGCCUCUGCACGAGGCUGCCUCCAUGGGCCACCGGGACUGCGUGCGGUACCUGCUGGGCAGAGGAGCCGCGGUGGACUGCCUCAAGAAGGCCGACUGGACCCCACUGAUGAUGGCCUGCACAAGGAGGAAUCUCGAGGUGAUCCAGGACCUUGUGGAACAUGGCGCUAAUCCGCUUCUCAAGAACAAAGACGGCUGGAACAGUGUCCACGUUGCCAGCCGAGAGGGGGACCCUGUGAUCCUCCAGUACUUGCUCACUGUUUGCCCAGACGCCUGGAAGACGGAGAGCAGGAUCGGGAGAACCCCCCUGCACACGGCAGCAAUGCAUGGCUGUUUAGAGGCAGUAAAGGUGCUUCUACAGAGGGGCCAGUACCAACCAGACUGCAGGGACAGCUGUGGCUCCACACCCUUCAUGGACGCGCUUCAGUGUGGCCACAUCGACGUAGCCAGGCUGCUGCUGGAAAAGCAUCAGGCCAGCGCGUCUGCCCAGGAUUCCCUGGGGGCGCAGGCCAUCCACAGGGCAGCGCUCACUGGGCAGAACGAAGCCAUCCGCUUCUUGGUCUGUGAACUCGGCACGGACGUGGACGUGAGAGCAGCAUCAGGCCACCUCACUGCACUGCACUACGCGGCGAAGGAAGGACACGUGAGCACAGUCCAGGUGCUCUUAGCCUUGGGUGCCGACAUCAACUGUAAAGACGCAAGAAAUCGAUCAGUACGUUCGUGAUGCUUCAGAACCUCCCUCCGAGGCUGCACAGGACAGUCACCAAGUUCAGGGACACAAGACUUUUCUCCGCAGAACACGGGAUCCUGGGGCUCAUGAUGCCAGAAACCUUCAGUGCUAGUUUUCCAAGGGAAGGUGUGUCAGUUUUUCUUUUUGUCACAUCAUUCUUAUUUGUGGCAGGAUUUCUACUUACACGGAAAAUUCACAGAACUUUGAAAGUCUUUUCUUUGCCAUUUCAAGUCUCCCGUUUCUCGUUCGUUAAAUUGCUUGGUUGCUGUAGACAGAUCUGUUAAAUCUUGUAAUUGGUUGAUGUUUUUAAAACCAUUUCCAACCCAAUCAGGUUAAAAGGAAAAAUGUUUUGAUCUAGUAGAGACAAAGGUGUAGAGACAAAUUUACAGAAUACAGAAAUUCUGUGUAGCCGAAGGGGUGUUGUUUGUAGGAAUAGCUGCUCCCCGGGUGGGCGUCGCCCCCGGGGUCCCACGCCAGAUUUGUGUGGC
Neofelis nebulosa (Clouded leopard) is the source of this 1859-nucleotide messenger RNA. RefSeq names its product ankyrin repeat domain 16 (gene ANKRD16). The transcript is spliced from 7 exons. NCBI's taxonomy places the organism in Eukaryota, Metazoa, Chordata, Mammalia, Carnivora, Felidae. The coding region runs from base 421 to 1365 and encodes 314 amino acids. Gene Ontology annotation, molecular function: protein binding. The record is from RefSeq and is a predicted model, not a curated record.